AUGACUCGGGAUCCUUUUCUUGGGACCAUAUUGAAGGAAAUAUCUACUUCAAAACUCUGGGUGAUAGUCACUUUUGCUAUUGGAGCCGUUUCGUUUUAUAUUCUAUUAAAGAAACGUAAAAGACAACAAGCACCCCCACGAAGGAGAGAAGAUUCUUAUACCACAAAAAUAAAUUCAUCUUCGGUAUGGAAUAGAAUUCAUCAAGACCUAAAAGGUAACGGUGUAUGUAUUUCCUGGGAGGUUCUUACUGAUAAUGGUGAGUGGAGGGAGGAUGGGAAAAGGGCCCUAGAAACACUUGCCACCCAUAUGGAUGUUUAUUUAAUGUGUCAAAUCAAAAGCGAAGAGGAAAAGAAAAAAAUUCUUUUAAUGGUAGCAGAUAUUAAUGGACUUGUACGACACAAAAUUCUCUUCUGUCAGACCGGAAAAGGAUAUGAGGCAUUUUGUCGACAAAUUAAACCGGGUUUGGUGAUUUUGCACGAUGAACCACUAGCUUCGUUUUUGAGCACUGUUCUUCCCGAUGUUGUGCUUGUGGGGGGAACCUCUCCAAAAACUACCGUUACCUCCCUAUCUACUGUUCGCGAAUUAUUAUCAUAA
This is a messenger RNA of Trypanosoma theileri, 594 nucleotides long. RefSeq lists its product as uncharacterized. NCBI's taxonomy places the organism in Eukaryota, Euglenozoa, Kinetoplastea, Trypanosomatida, Trypanosomatidae. The record is from RefSeq and is a predicted model, not a curated record. Bases 1 to 594 code for a protein of 197 amino acids. Gene Ontology annotation, biological process: peroxisome organization. The transcript has a single exon.